UUUCCCAGGAUCAAAUUUCGAGAAGGCACCCGAUUAAGGAUGGCCGAUAGCCCUCCACUUUGCGAGCCAACGGCUUUGCAAGAACUUAAUGGCGACUUCAAAAAGCCAGCCCUGCCGAUGCCCCCGGCGGUGCGGGGCAAGUUCCCGGCCCCUAAUCCUUCAAACCCUGAGGAGGUGAAGGAGAAGCCUGCGGCGCCGCUGGACCCCCAUUCUGGGGAGCCUAACGUCCCGCCGGCCGGGCCGGACAGCGUGGAGGCUAGGAGUCCACCGGAGGAGCAGCCGCGGCCCCCCACAGCGGCUCCUGCCCCCGGCUGCCCGGCCCGGGGUCCCCCUUACCGAGAGCCGAUGUGGGGUGGCCCCGCCACGGCCCCCUACAGCCUAGAGACCCUGAAAGGCGGUACCAUCCUUGGCACACGUAGCUUGAAAGGGACGAGUUGCUGCUUUUUCGGGAGGCUGCCUAGCUGCGAUGUGUGCCUGGAGCACCCUUCGGUGUCUCGGUACCACGCCGUGCUGCAGCACGGAGCGUCCGGCCCCGACGGAGAAUGCGACGGCCGCGGGCCUGGCUUCUAUCUCUACGAUCUGGGAAGCAUCCACGGCACUUUUCUCAACAAAACCCGCGUUCCACCCCGCACCUAUUGCCGGGUCCACGUAGGGCAUGUUCUUCGCUUUGGUGGCAGCACCCGGCUCUUUCUUCUUCAGGGACCAGAGGAAGACCGAGAGGCAGAAUCCGAGUUGACAGUAACGCAAUUGAAGGAAUUGCGCAAGAAGCAACAAAUGAUGUUGGAGAAGAAGAUGCUGGGAGACGACUCAGAUGAAGAGGAGGAAACAGAUACCACUGAAGGAAAGAGAAAUGCUAGUAGUCAAGAUGAUGAAAUGGGCUGCACCUGGGGAAUGGGAGAAGAUGCUGUAGAGGAUGAGGCUGAAGAGAACCCCAUUGUCUUAGAAUUCCAGCAGGAAAGGGAGGCCUUUUAUAUAAAGGAUCCAAAAAAGGCUCUCCAAGGUUUUUUUGACCGAGAAGGAGAAGAAUUAGAAUAUGAAUUUGAUGAACAGGGACAUAGCACUUGGCUCUGUAGGGUGAGAUUACCUGUGGAUGAUUCAACCGGGAAACAACUGGUGGCUGAGGCCAUUCACUCAGGAAAGAAAAAAGAAGCAAUGAUCCAGUGCUCACUGGAAGCUUGUCGGAUCCUUGAUACUCUGGGAUUGCUGCGGCAGGAGGCAGGUGAGCAUGGGGAAUACGUUUUCCUUAAAAAAAAAAAAAAAAAAAAAAAAAUUGAAGGAAAUUUUAAUAUAAAAGAUAAUAAAAUCUCUGUUGCAAAGUUAAAUGAUGCUGAGAGGGAGCUCUCUGAAAUUUCUGAGAGACUAAAGGCCUCAAGCAGAGCUCUAUCCGAGUCACCAUCUCAAGACUCUUUAGAUGCGUUCAUGUCAGAAAUGAAAUCAGGGAGUGCCUUAGAUGGUGUGUCCCGGAAGAAACUUCACCUGAGAACUUUUGAACUGAGGAAAGAACAACAGAGACUUAAAGGGCUGAUAAAAAUUGUCAAGCCAGCAGAGAUUCCGGAACUAAAAAAGACUGAAACUCAGACUACAGAUGCAGAAAACAAAGCUAAAAAGCUUACCUUGCCUCUUUUUGGUGCUAUGAAAGGAGGAAGCAAAUUCAAAUUAAAAACUGGAACAGUAGGGAAGUUGCCCCCCAAGCGUCCUGAACUCCCUCCAACUCUAAUGAGAAUGAAGGAUGAGCCUGAAGUAGAAGAGGAGGAGGAAGAGGAAGAGGAAGAGGAGAAAGAAAAGGAGGAGCAGGAAAAGAAGAAAAUGGAGACUGGAAGCAGUUGGUCACAGCAGGAGAGAGAGCCAGAAGAAGCAGUGCAGGAAAUGAGUCCUCCCACGGACGUCACAUGCUCUAAAGAAACAAAACACCAUGAAAACACAUCUCAACUCAGCCAAGUGGAGCAGAGUAAAGAUUAUCGUGAGAUCAGUGAAGCAGCUGCGUCAUCAUGUGAGGAACCCUCAGCAUCAAAGAAUGAAUAUGAGAAAAGCAGAGAUGAAUUGAAGAAAAAGAAAGUUCCUGGUCCAGGCAAACUUCCAUCAACACUCUCCUCCAAAUAUCCAGAAGAUGACCCAGACUACUGUGUGUGGGUCCCCCCUGAAGGCCAAAGUGGAGAUGGCAGGACCCAUCUUAAUGACAAGUAUGGCUAUUGAUUGCUUCAGAAUCCUAAAGGAAGACCUUGUGGACCAUGUGACAUGGGAUAUUUAGGAUAAUAUAUCAAGUUGAAUGUCCAGAGGAGUUCAGAUGAUCAUUUCUAAAAUCUGGUGACUGCCUUUUCUUCCAUACUCUUGGCUUCCUAAAUUUAUCUGUCCAUCUGAUUCUCUUGAAUUUGAUAUUUUGCUUAAAAGUGUUUGUGUAUGUAUGUAAAAAGUAACCGUAUAUUUUGUGAAUUAGUAAAGUGAGAGAUGACUGUUAAAAUGAGAAGG
Hipposideros armiger (great roundleaf bat) is the source of this 2466-nucleotide messenger RNA. RefSeq names its product solute carrier family 4 member 1 adaptor protein (gene SLC4A1AP). The record is from RefSeq and is a predicted model, not a curated record. Bases 40 to 2193 code for a protein of 717 amino acids. Gene Ontology annotation, molecular function: protein binding. NCBI's taxonomy places the organism in Eukaryota, Metazoa, Chordata, Mammalia, Chiroptera, Hipposideridae. The transcript has 13 exons.